This is a messenger RNA of Nicotiana tabacum (common tobacco), 1998 nucleotides long. The record is from RefSeq and is a predicted model, not a curated record. Lineage: Eukaryota; Viridiplantae; Streptophyta; Magnoliopsida; Solanales; Solanaceae.
AAAAUUAGUCUAUAACAAUAUAAAUUGAUAAAGAAACUUGUAACAAUUUUGAUUGGUUAGAACAAGAACAUACUUCUACUCAAUAAUAAAUGUCACCGCGUACUUGUUCUUGCCUGGAUUAUGCAACCAAACUUACAAUAAACAGCUUCAGUUUAGUCAACUUGACCUUUUCCUUCUUUUUGUUUGUUAAUAAUUUAUUCUCUUUACUGCUUCAUGUCUAUAUAUCUCAUUCUCCAUCUUCCUUCAAAUAUCUUCAAUACUCCAUCAAUAAUACAAUAUCAAUUGAACACCAGCUUUCUUCCAAUAGACAGACCUCUUUUUCCAGCUCUGACUAAAGAGAAAACCAAGACACCUGAAGAUGGUUGAUGCCAUUGUAUCAUUUGCUGUUCAAAAACUGGGCGAUUUCCUCAUACAAGAAGUUGCCCUGUUUAGAAGUCUGAGAGAGGAUGUGCAGUGGCUGAGAAAUGAGCUGCUCUUCAUGCAAUCUUUCCUCAAAGAUGCAGAACAAAAGCAAAAUGAAGAUCAAAAAGUUGAACAAUGGGUGUUUGAGAUCAACUCUAUUGCUAAUGACGCUGUCGCUAUACUCGAGACUUACACCUUUGAGUCUGAUAAAGGUAGUGACCCUGGAUUUGCUAGCCGUCUGAUGGCUUGCGCCUGCAUAUGUAGGAAGGAGACCAAAUUCUACAAAGUCGUCAAGGAGAUCCAAUCAUUCAAGCAGCGAGUCAUGGAUAUAUCUCGCAAACGGGAGACAUAUGGUAUUAGAGACAUCAACAAUACACGAGAAGGGCCAAGUAAUCAGUCCGCUAUGGUUAGAACAUUGAGGAGAACUACCUCGUAUAUAGAUGACGAUCAUAUUUUUGUUGGCUUUCGGGAUGUUGUAGAAAGCUUGCUAGCUGAACUUCUCAAAGAAGAGCCUCGUCGAAGUGUCAUCUCCAUUUAUGGUAUGGGUGGUUUAGGCAAGACUACUCUUGCAAGAAACCUCUACAACUCUCCUAAUGUAGUCUCUAGCUUCCAAACACGCACUUGGAUAUGUGUUUCUCAAGAGUACAACACCAUGGAUCUCCUUAGGAAUAUCAUAAAAUCCAUCCAAGGUCGCACAAAGGAAAGUCUGGAUUUGUUGGAAAAGAUGACAGAGACGGAUCUAGAAAUUCACCUUCGUGACCUCUUGAAAGUUCGCAAAUAUCUUGUGGUGGUUGAUGAUGUAUGGCAGAGAGAGGCAUGGGAAAGUUUGAAAAGAGCCUUCCCAGAUAGCAAGAAUGGCAGCAAAGUUAUUAUUACCACACGCAAAGAGGAUGUUGCUAAAAGAGCAGAUGACAAAGGUUUUGUCUAUAAACUUCGUUUCCUUAGCGAAGAAGAAAGUUGGGACCUCUUUUGCAGGAAACUACUUGAUGUUCAGGCAAUGGUCCCAGCAAUGGAAAGGUUAGCUAAAGAUAUGGUGGACAAGUGUGGAGGCUUACCUCUUGCAAUUGUUGUAUUAAGCGGGCUACUUUCUCAUAAAAGGGGGCGAGAAGAAUGGCAAAAGGUGAAGGACCACCUUUGGCAGCAUAUGAAAGAUGACUCGAUUGAAAUCUCCUAUAUACUCUCAUUGAGCUACCACGAUUUGUCAACUUCACUCAAACAGUGUUUUCUUUACUUUGGUAUUUUUCCAGAAGAUAGUAUGGUCGGUGUUGAAAAGAUAAUGUGGUUGUGGAUGGCCGAAGGAUUCAUACCAAGAGGAGAAGAAAGAAUGGAGGAUGUUGCUGAAUGCUUCCUACAUGAGCUUAUAAGACGAAGCUUGAUUCAAGUCGUAGAUACAUUUUGGGAAAAAGUUAUUAAAUGCAAGAUUCAUGAUCUAGUUCGGGAUCUUGCCGUGCAAAAGGCAUUGGAGGUGAACUUUUUUGACAUUUAUGAUCGAAGAAAGCACUCCAUAUCCUCCUUAUCUCUAAGACAUGUCAUUCAUGGUCAAGCACAAAGGUAUCUCUCACUUGAUUUCUCCAACUUGAAAUUAAGGUCAAUUAU